This is a messenger RNA of Hippocampus zosterae (dwarf seahorse), 7373 nucleotides long. RefSeq names its product attractin (gene atrn). NCBI's taxonomy places the organism in Eukaryota, Metazoa, Chordata, Actinopteri, Syngnathiformes, Syngnathidae. The transcript is spliced from 29 exons. The record is from RefSeq and is a predicted model, not a curated record. Gene Ontology annotation, cellular component: Golgi apparatus. The coding region runs from base 244 to 4377 and encodes 1377 amino acids. Gene Ontology annotation, molecular function: protein binding.
CUAUCGUGACGUCACUUCUGGACGUCAAGAUGCGGCUCGGUGAGGCGAGAUGGCCAACACAAACAGUCCCAACAUGUAAUAUGGAGCCCGCGAUGGAAGCUUGAACCCGGCCUCGUCAUCUCCACGACCGACGCGUUCCCGCUCCGCUAACCCGACGGGGGCGUUCGAACGGCGCCUGACGGCGCCCACCGCGAAGCUAGCGGAGCGUCUGGGGGCUCGAGCAGCCAUCUUUUAACGAGACAAAUGUUCGGGACGACGCGGCUUCGGCGGCGGCCCUGCUCGCUGGCCGGCCCCGGAGGCCGGAGCCUGGCGGCCGGGGUGCUUGUGGUGCUCGUGGCGGCGGCGGAGCUCCUCGGAGGCUCGGCGGCGGACAAGGAGUGCGACAAGCCGUGCGUGAACGGCAAGUGCAACGCCGCGACGGGCGGCUGCGUGUGUUCCCCCGGCUGGGUCGGGGACCAGUGCCAGCACUGCGGAGGAAGAUUCAGGUUGACGGCGCCCUCCGGCUUCCUAUCGGAUGGACCCGGCAACUACAAGCACAAGAACAAAUGCACUUGGCUCAUUGAAGGACGACCAAAUUCCGUCCUUCGUUUACGCUUCGAACAUUUUGCCACCGAGUGCAGCUGGGACCACCUUUACGUCUAUGAUGGCGACUCCAUCUACGCCCCCCUGCUGGCCGCUUUCAGCGGUCUGAUCAUUCCCGAGAGUUACGGCAACGAGACGGUUCCAGAGGUGGCGUCGCAGUCGGGCUUCGCCUUGCUGCACUUCUUUAGCGACGCCGCCUACAACCUGACCGGAUUCAACAUCUCGUACAGGGUGAACACGUGUCCCAACAACUGCUCGGGUCGGGGCGAGUGCCGCCUCGCCGACGCCACGGGGGCGCCGCGGUGCCAGUGCCGAGACGGCUGGAAGGGCGACGCCUGCGACGUGCCCUACUGCCCCGACGACUGCGGGUUCCCCGAGCGAGGUCGCUGCCGGGACAAGACGUGCGACUGCUUGCGGGGUUGGCAAGGCCCCGGCUGCUCCGUGUCCGUCCCGGCUGACUCGGGUUUCUGGAGCCGGGAAGCCUUUGUCUCUGAGCCGGGCCUGGCCAGGGCCUCGCACAAGGCGGUGGUGGAGCAGGGCGUCAUGUGGGUCAUCGGGGGAUACGUCUUCAACGCCUCCGACUAUCACAUGGUCAAAGCGUUUAAUUUAAGCAGCAAGUCGUGGCUGACGUUGGACCCGUCCGUCAACAGCGUCCCACCUCGAUACGGACACUCGGUGGCGCUUCACGAGGGCAAAGUGUACAUGUACGGCGGUAAGAUGGAUUCCACUGGGAACGUGUCCAGCCAGCUGUGGGUGUUCCACGUCCAGAACCAGACCUGGGUUCUCCUGAGCCCGCGCAUCAAGGAGCAGUACGCCGUGGUGGGACAUUCGGCCCACGUGGUACCCCCCCUGCAGGAGGGGGACGCCCCCGUCAUGCUGGUGCUCUUCGGACACUGUCCUCUCUACGGAUACAUGAGCCUGGUGCAGGAGUACAACAUUCACCGCAACCAGUGGAGCGUGGCGCCCACCGACGGGGCCCUGAUCCAGGGCGGCUACGGCCACAGCAGCGUGUUCGAUGACGCCACCCGGGCCAUCUACGCGCACGGCGGCUACAAGGCGUUCAGCGCCAACAAGUGCGGCCUGGCCGGAGACCUCUACCGGCUGGACGUGGACACCAGGAAGUGGACCAUUUUGAAGGACAGCGGCUCCUUCCGCUAUCUCCACACGGCCGUGAUAGUGAGCGGCACCAUGCUGGUUUUCGGUGGAAACACGCACAACGACACCUCCAUGAGUCACGGCGCCAAGUGCUUCUCCUCGGACUUUAUGGCCUACAGCCUGGCAUGCGACGAGUGGACGCCACUGCCGCGGCCUGAGCUCUUCCACGACCUAAACCGCUUCGGCCACUCUGCGGUCGCCAGUGACGGGGUGAUGUACGUGCUGGGCGGUUUCAACAGCCUUCUUCUGAGCGACAUUUUGGCGUACACGUCCCCGCGCUGCUCGGCCUUCUCCAGCGCGGCCUCGUGCGCGCAGGCCUCCGCGGGCCUUCACUGCCUUUGGAACAGCAGCCAGGCUUCCUGUGUGCCUUGGGAGGGAAACGCCAACCCGGAGCAGCAGCAGCAGCAGCAGAUGCCCCUGUCCUGCAACACUAGAUCCUAUGCUGACAACGAGCGCUGCGACCAGUACGCGGAUUGUUACAGCUGCACGGCCAACACCAACGGCUGCCAGUGGUGCUCCGUACAGUGCGUCUCCCUCGGAAGCAACUGCACCGCCGCUUCGGGUCCCGUGCUGGACUUUGACAGCUGCCCAAAAGACAACCCGUCCUACGUUUGCAACAAGAAGACCAGUUGCAAGAGCUGUGCCUUAGACCAGAACUGCCAGUGGGAACCACGCAACCAGGAGUGCAUCUCGCUACCUGAGAACGUGUGCGGCGAGAGCUGGCACCUGGUGGGCAACUCGUGCCUGAAGUUUCUAACCGCCAAGGACUCUUACGACAACGCCAAGCUGGCGUGCCGCGGCCACAGCGCCGUGCUCGCCUCCCUCACCACGCAGAAGAAGGUUGACUUUGUCCUCAAGGAGCUGCAGAUCAUGAGCGUGGUGUACAAGGCAAUGGUGACUCCCUGGGUGGGCCUGCGCAAGAUCAACGUGUCGUACUGGUGCUGGGAGGACAUGUCGCCGUUCACCAACACGUCGCUGCAGUGGCUGCCCGGCGAGCCCAGCGACGCCGGAUUCUGCGGCUACCUGGCCGAGCCCGCCUCCAGUGGACUCAAGGCGCAGACCUGCAUCAGCCCCGUCAACGGGAGUCUGUGCGAGCGGCCGGCCAACCACAGCGCCAAACAGUGUCGGACGCCGUGCGCCACGCGCGCCACCUGCAGCGAGUGCACCAGCAGCAGCUCGGAGUGCAUGUGGUGCAGCAACAUGAAGCAGUGCGUGGACUCCAACGCCUACGUGGCCUCCUUCCCCUUCGGCCAGUGCAUGGAGUGGUACUCCAUGAGCACGUGUCCACCCGAGAACUGUUCGGGCUACCGUACGUGCGGCCAGUGCCUGGAGCAGCCGGGUUGCGGCUGGUGCACGGAUGCCAGCAACACGGGCAAGGGCCAGUGCAUGGAGGGCUCGUACCGGGGACCCUUCCAGACCUCCGUGCCGGCGCCCUCCACUCUGCCGGGCCUCCCCGCCGACCCGCCGCCCGCCCUCAACGCCAGCAUGUGCCCUGGCGAGGCCCUCUACAACUGGUCCUUCAUCCACUGCCCAGCGUGUCAGUGCAACGGGCACAGCCGCUGCGUCAACGAGAGCGUGUGCGAGAGGUGCGAAGACCUGACCACGGGACGCCACUGCGAGAGCUGCAUCUCGGGCUUCUACGGAGACCCCACCAACGGCGGCAGCUGCCAGCCAUGUAAAUGCAACGGUCACGCUAGCAUGUGUAACACCAACAAUGGAAAAUGUUUCUGUACCACCAAGGGCAUCAAAGGAGACCGCUGCCACUUGUGCGAGCUGGAAAACCGUUACCAAGGCAACCCGCUGAAAGGCACCUGCUACUACACCCUGCUGAUUGACUACCAGUUCACCUUCAGCCUGUCUCAGGAGGAAGAUCGCUAUUACACGGCCAUCAACUUUGUGGCCACGCCCGAGGAACCCAACCGAGACUUGGACAUGUUCAUCAACGCGUCCAAGAACUUCAACUUGAACAUCACCUGGGCUGCCAGCUUCACAGCGGGUACGCAGAGCGGCGAGGAGAUCCCCAUCGUGUCGCGCAGCAACAUCAAGGAGUUCAAGGACAGCUUCUCCAAUGAGAACUUUGACUUCCGCAACAGCCCCAACAUCACCUUCUUCGUCUACGUCAGCAACUUCACCUGGCCCAUCAAGAUACAGAUCGCCUUCUCGCAGCACAGCAACUUCAUGGACCUCGUUCAGUUCUUUGUCACCUUCUUCAGCUGCUUCCUGUCUCUGCUGCUGGUGGCCGCCGUGGUUUGGAAGAUCAAGCAGAGCUGCUGGGCGUCGCGUAGACGAGAGCAACUGCUGAGGGAGAUGCAGCAGAUGGCCAGCCGGCCUUUCGCCACCAUCAACGUCGCCUUGGAGACGGACGAGGAGCCGCCAGACCUGAUUGGAGGAAACGUCAAGUGCGUUCCCAAGCCGAUUGCGUUGGAGCCAUGUUUUGGGAACAAAGCGGCCGUGCUUUCCAUUUUCAUUCGCCUACCACGAGGCAGCGGAGGAAUCCCGCCGCCGGGGCAGUCGGGUCUGGCCAUGGCGAGCGCUCUGGUGGACGUUUCGCAGCAGAUGUGUUUGGGCUUCAAGGAGAAGUCGGGAGGCCUGCGCAGCCGAAAGCAGCAGCCCAGCGCUCAGCCCUCCACCUGCAUCUGACCUCCCGGCGGCUCGGCCGCCAAACCCCGCCUCCUCCCUCCCUCCCUCGGAGACUUCUCACCCGGAAGUGGUGCAUGCUGCGGGACGCAGGAUGAGGAACGGUCUUGACCCCACUUUCAUGCUGCUAGAAGAGAUGUUCGUCUCGUCCCAUCCAAGACUACUUGGGUUUUCACCUCGUUUUGUUUUUGGGGGGUUUUUUUGGGCUUAGUUGGAAGAAACAUUUUUUUGGAGCCAACAAUGACUGAGCCCCCGAAUAGCAUCCCUGAGGACUCCCGUGACCUUCUUACAAGCUUCCUCAAAGAAUCCAUUCUAUUCUGUUGCUAAUUUAAGAUACCCGGAGGACGGACGCUUUGCUCUCUCACGGAUUGGACGCAUUCCCAGAUGGUCGGAAGGGAUUCCUCCUCCAAAGGUAACCGUGGCGAUUGACGAGCUCCUGUUGGUCCAGGUCAGUCCGGCACCUUUUAGGCAAUGGAGUUAGCUCCCAGCUAGCUCUUUGCUUUGUUUCUUUUUAAUUGAGGGGGUGUGGGGGGGGGGGGGGUAAAGAACAACUCAUAUUUUGGCAUCUUGCGUGAUUCCGGCUAGUUCCUCUGUUUCCACGCAAACUUGGACAAAUUUCUGUCGGGUUACGGAACAAUGUGUUAUGUGAAAAUAUGGAAUGCCGAAUUAGCUCGUCUGUGACUCAACCCGACUUCCACUGCUGUUUUUUUUUUUUCUAGAAUUGGGAAGCAAAAGAAACCCCCCAAAACCACACGCGUUUUAUCUUCGGUGAAUCGGAAGCCCCUUCACUCACCAUUUUUGGUGGCGAUAGCAAAUUGGAGCAAUUGUGGUCGGAUUUGAACGACUCGUGCGAAAGUGCGGGAACGCUCAAAUCGUUUUUGUUGACACUUUGCUCUUGAUUUCAAACGUCGAAACAUAAACAAAGUACGUUUGAGCUGCUGUAAACGAAUUAGACGGCAGGACAGAAGUAGCUAACAAAAUAUCCGGAGGUCCCUGAGAACUGGGGGCAAAAAAUUACACCAAAAGUUCAGAAUUGCAGAAUGUGGUGUUCAACUUCCUUCCCACUCAUUCCUUUUAAUCAUCCAAAAAACAUUUUACACAAAAGGCAAACUAUUUUUGGGGGGUUGGCUUUUCACAGCGUUGUUUUUUUUGUGUUUAGUUUUUUGGCUGCCUGCUAAAAGUGAAAGAAUGACAUUUUCAUUUCAUUCAAAACACUAAAUGUGAAUAUAAAUACUUUAUUUUAUUAUUAUUAUUAUUAUUUUUCGCUGCUACCCCACCUAAUAGUGUAUUUAUUUGCGUCGUUGCGAGUUCUUCAGUUCUUUUGUCGCCAGCACCUUCACACACGGCUAGCUAACGUCGCUCGUUUUCAAAUUGUUAAAAAAAAAAGGUUGCGUUUCCAGCAGCGCCCAAUUUUUUUCAGCUGUCUUCAAUUUCAAAACAUUGAAAAGUUCACUUUUUUUCACUUGCUUGUGAGCACUUGAUUGAGCGCAGCUAUUUUUAAUUGUUAAACACUUUUUUUGUUGAUAUCCCAAUUGUUUGUUUGGUGGCCUCUACUUGAGUCUCCUAACCCCGCCCCCUUUUUAAAAAAAUUAUUAGCAAGUUCCCAAGCGUCCAUUUUUUGAGUUUUUUUUUUUAAAGCGCAUUUAUUUCCUUCUUCUUUAUCCAUCAACAUCCUUAUCGUCACCCGCACAAACCUCAGCUGCAGGUGUCGGGCAAGAAUGAACGCUCGACCAAAACUUUUCACCCCGAGAGGAAAACAGUAAAAUUUCCUCGGUUUGUCGGCGAUCCCUUUCUAAGAAUGACAACUAGCUAUUUUGUACACAAUUGGAAACGUAGCGCCAAAUGCGAGUCUGUCCUCUUUCCACGGAAUCAUUUUCAGAAGUUCGUGUUGCUUUUUCCGAUCGUAUUUCGAGUCUCGUCACUUCCUCCGAACUGUUGUAGCCCCCGCAGUACUCAAAAACAGACGACAAAAUUGGGCGGUUUCCGCCAGCCCGUCGUUGGAACUGUUUUGCAAAAUGUGACGUCAACUUUGCACGAUAUUUGCACAAGGUCCCUUGAAUCAUAAGAGUGGCUGAUAUUUGGGAGCAAAUGAAAAAAAAAAACGUUAGCUUUUCUGCGCUCUACCGAUUUAUUUCGAGACGUCUUUUUUGUCUGAUAAAAUCUCAAGUUUGACCUUUUUUACAUCAAGAGGCAUUUUUUUUUACAUUGUUUACAUCUGCGUUGUUCUCUUCAGCACAAAAGCAGAUUGGCUCCAUUUUCAUAGCUCAGCGUUCCGCGUGCGUAACAGUUAGCGUUUAGCGCUAACGUCCCUUCUUGUCGGCAACCUCCGUGGGUGCAAAGGUAUUUUUUUUUCGUAAAGCAUAAGCUGCGAUGUCGGGAAAAGGCAACGCGAGAGCAUCAUGAUUUUCAUAUGCUUGCAAUAAACAGUCAAGAAAAGCUUCGGUUUUUCUUUCUUUUUUUUUGGUGGGGGUAAGGGGGGGUGUUGGCCAGUGUCCUUGUACAGCAACGAUUUAAUGAAUUGCGAUAAUCUUGACAUUUUUCACAAACAACACUGACUGUAUUUUUAUGAUUAUUUUAUUUUUUUUUCCUUUCGAUGGUUUCAAGUGGAAGCGCGCAUUUGAACGGAGCAGUCGAACAACGUCGCCACCUUUUGGUUGGUCGUCAUCUUGCGGCAUUAAAACGUCCCGAGCUUAUUCAUACGUCUUUUGUACAUAACGGGGGAAAGUAUUGUGAAUGACAUUUUGUUGAAUGCUUUUAAACCGCAAGAGUAAUUUAUCCUCCUUUAAAAAAAAACAAAAAACGAAAUAACGUCAUGACUAGCGUUGAUGAAUUAGCAUCUUUUGUAAAUAGACGGCAAGCGAGCUAAACUCAGUCCCGCUGCUUUGCUUCUGUUGUAAAAGUGAACUAGAGAGCUUCUACAUUUACUGAUUGUACAGACAGAAAAAGACGCAAUGUUUUGGACUGAUUACAUGUGGAAAUAAAAAAAAUAAAAAAAAGAA